Messenger RNA from Marchantia polymorpha subsp. ruderalis, 4097 nucleotides. The record is from the annotation of a GenBank genome assembly. NCBI's taxonomy places the organism in Eukaryota, Viridiplantae, Streptophyta, Marchantiopsida, Marchantiales, Marchantiaceae.
UCUGACUGAAGCUUUGGCGGCGAGAGGAACGAAGCCCCGUUCCCUCCCAAUGUUCAGAUCUCGCCCAGUCUCGCGGGAGAUUCGGCGUUUCCAUGAAGUGAGAUCCUCGUAGUCCAUUCCAUCAGUCUCAGAGUCCGAUUCCUGGCCCACUGCCGAUGAAAAUUCUCCUUUGGUAGGCCAAUCACCUCUGAAUUCUUGUGCAUCCCGCUCGCUCGUCGAUUUCUCUGCUCGUGGUCGAAGCUCAGUGAGAUUUGAUGUUCGUUUCCAAGCGAUUCACUCCGCGAUCCGAUACCCAUCGUUUCUUCGAUCCCCAUCAAGGCCUAGAUUAAAGUAGCCACCAGAAUUACUUUGGAGCUCAGCCUCGAUCUCUUCUUCUGGGAGUCUUGGCUUCUUAGAGUCGAGCCCGGAUUGAGCUUCCAUGCCUCCCCGGGGUAGGCCUGUUUCCAAAGGACGGCCCUCUCCAUCGGCCCCAAGCGGAUCCCACAUUGUUGUUUUAGGAAACUGCCGUUUGGACGUGCCGGAUGCCUUGGGUUACGAGCUUACGCAUGAAGGAUUCAGCACCGAAAUUCAGGAUGUCGGAACGCUGAGGGUUUACGAAGCUGUCACACGCAUAAUAUCCCCACCGAUCGGACUAUCUUUCUCGUUGCUGAAUCCCAAGAAUGUCGAUGGCCCGGGAAAGCUUCUUCUGCAGGACACUUUGCACCUGUAUAACGUGGAACUUCCCGCCAUGAGCUUCGCUGCUAACACCGGGAAGGAAUCCCCUUUCCUCGAAAGUUGUGUAAUGGACGGUAAAUACUGUACUCUUCUCAUGAGGAACCAUGAACCUGGGAGCGUUGAAACCGAGCUCAUUGGAGCAGUGACUUUUCAAAUCCUCCCUCCAAAUUGUCAAGAAGCCGAGAUUCCUCUCGCUGCUAUUCGCCACGCGCACCAGAGAAAGGGUUAUGGGACUCUUAUAUACAAAGAGCUCCGGAGACGACUGAUGGAUGUCGGAGUGACCUCUGUUUUUUGCUGGGGUGACGCCGAAUCAGAGACAUUUUGGGCCAAACAAGGAUUUGUCAAAGUAGCCGAAGUAGAUGGCCGCGGGAAACCUAGGAAACUCCCCAUCAAAGGAGAUUUGAAGAAGGCGAUGAGCAUUCCAGGAAGCGCCGCUCUCAUGGUCUCGAAUUUGGACUGCGGCCUCUUUCAAUCAACAGUUUCUGUACCUCCUGAGCAAUUGAAGGCGAAAAGUUCUACACCCAAUCAAGCAGUGGAGAAGAUAUUCUCGGAUACUCCUUCUCGUACUCACAACUCGGCGAACAGCUUUCAGCUAUCGAACAUCACGUCUCCAACGAUGAUGGUAACUACUCCAGAGUUCGCAGGGGAGGCAAAAUCAAGCCAUGUCAACACCCCUCCGCAGACAGAGAGCGAAUCUCCAGAACUUUCGACUGGAGUUCCCCAUAAGAGCAGUGUGUCCAUCACUCCACUCAACAUGGAUGGAAGGCUCUUCAGCCUGGCUCAUAACCCUGCGACUGCCCCUGAAGUAGCUGAACCCGCUGUCAAUUCUCUUCAAAUCGUGCCUUUUGCUGCUGUGCCUGACUCGGAAUCUAUGGAACCGAAUGACAAUCCUGCUUAUGGUCUCUCAAUGACCGAUUUUACUAAAGACUUGCCUGCAACGAAGAGUCCUGGGCUAAUCAACAAACGUACCUAUAUCAGACGCAUGCAUAACGCUGCGAGGUCUUCUGGAAAUGCAUCGCCUUCCAGGCCCAGUGGGAAGGAAAAUAUUUCGGAGGUCAAGCUGGUCGUAGAUUUGGAAGGACCUGGAAAGGAAGGAGGUAAAUUGAAGUCUUUUCUUGGACCCAGAGCUAAGGUUGGCCAAAGGAAAGCUACUGCACCUAAAGGAAAGAGUGCUUCUGCUGGAGACGUCACUCCUCAUGAUGUCAAGCAGGAUGGAGCUGGAUUGUCCCCUCUAUCUGCAAUUACAGGGCCCAAGGCAACUUCUAGUCUCGACCCUGCAAGCGGUUCAGAGGUUCUCGGAGCGCCAGUCCAGACGAGCGCGAACAACAUUGCCAUUGGUCACGAAAGCGCCCCAGGAUCAGAACCCCCGAAUAAAUCUACUCCCUCAGAAGACGAGACUGGAAAGCGGGUAAGGUCGGCCAGAUGCAACAUCGAUCAGUCUGAGAAGCAGUCCGGCGAAGAAUCGAAGAAGGAUGAUGACGAAGAUUAUUCACCAAGUGGCCCAUCCCGACAGAAAAUCGGUGUCAAGCGGGGAAGACCACCCAAAGUACCGGCCAGCGGAGGGGCGAAGAAGGUUCGAGGAGCAAUCAUCAACGACCAAGCGGGUCUCCCAGGGUCUGGCGCAACAGAAUCCGAGAAGGCGCAAGCUGGGUCUGUCAAGCGUGGUAGACCACCGAAAUUGCCUGCAGCUGGAGCAAAGAAGAAGGGCACCAAUCCUACAAAUGUUCGCAAGGUUGCAACAACACCUGCACUGAAAACUGGAUCCGAAGAAUGUGGCCAAGGUGUGACGAGUGAUGAAAAGACGCGUCCAAAGCGUGGUAGACCAGCUGCAGUAAUUCGCACCGCAACGAAGCGUAGGAAGGGAGACUCAGCAGGUGGUAAGGACUUAGACCGCGGCCCUGGACGCGAAGAGGCAGAUGGAGAUGAAGUGGUUGCAAAUGUGGAUGGGGUCAAGGACGGUGAUGACGGGCUUGCAGAUAUGCUGAACAUACUAUUACCUGUUCAGGAAAGUGCAGAUAGAGGUGUAAGUGUGCGGGGGUGCAAAGAUGCGAAUGAGGACAUAUCUGGGUCGAGUGCUUUGGGUAGCUCUCUGAAAAUUCAGGUACCAGUCACUUCUCGUGCUGAUGUGAUUGAGUUGAACCAUGGGCUGGACGGAACUGAAGCCCUUCCAGGAAAUAAUCAUCAACAAAAAAAGUCGCUGGGCUCUGAAGGUCGCACAAACAUGCAGGUUGCAAGUGUCAAUGGCUGCACUGUAUCUGCGGCCGAAGUGCCUGACUCUGAGAGUACAGAGGCAGCUGAAGAAGACCAGGAGUUAGAGAAGCAGAAAUAUGUCGUAAUGCUUAUGAACAUGUCUGACGACAGCAAAAAGAAACAGCUUAUCAAGCACGUGGAGAAAUUAGGAGGUCUGGUGACAUGUGAAGGCAGCAAAUGCACACACGUAGUGACUAUGGAAGUGCGCAGAACUCUGAACUUCUGCGUAGCUAUAUCUUCUGGAGCUUGGAUUCUAUCGCCGGAUUGGUUGAAAGUGAGUGUGAAGCAGAAAAGAUUCGUAGAUGAGGAACCUUACAUCCUCAGUGAUAAGAAGUUUGAGGCGAAAUACAAUACAACAUUACGAGAUGUCAUUCCCAAAGCUAAGCAGAUGCCAAACCUUUUGCUGGAUGGGCUUUAUAUAUAUCCAUCCCCGAAUGUACACCCUCCAGUCGAUACGAUUUCCGAUAUUAUCAAGGCCGCUGGCGGACAAGUUCUCGCAACUUUCGAGGAAGCGCUUAAGCUGGAGAAGAAGUCGCUUGGCAUAGUCAUAGCUUCCGAAGAAGAUACGGAGAAAGCUAUGGCUGCUGCAAAAGAAGGAAUCUGUACAUACAACUCAGAUUGGUUACUGACGUGCAUUGUAAAGCAGGACCUAGAUUUUAGUGUUGCGCAGUUCACCGAAUCUCUGUAGAUGUACAGUUGACUGCAAAUUUUGAUAUGUUGAGACCUAGCCAGCCGAAAUUGUAAAUUUAAAUUUUGACCUUUAGUACAAGAAGAGAACUCUGACAACGUAGAGGUUUGACGUCUGAGGAGGUGAAAUCAUCAUAGCCUAAAUAUCUGUCCAUUUUGGACUCUCUGCGUUGGUCUUCAAUUCAGAGAAUUGAAGACCAACGCAGUCAACGCAUUCAAUUAAAGCAUUCCUUGCCGACCAAAUACCUUAAAAGUUCUGUUCCAUAUCACAAGUCAAAACAUAUCAAAUAGGUCCCCUCAGGGUUUGUAUCCAGAUUCAGCCAAAGAUUGGCUGAACGAAGGUGUAAAACUCCACAGUGGGGCAAAAAGUGUUGUCCUCGUCUGAAACCUAGUCUUUCUGACGCCGUCGCUUGAUGUACAAACUUCAGUAAUAAAAUGACUCCUCG